GAAGUAUUCCUCUGGCUUUUUUCCCCUUAUUCGUAAACUGAGCUAUUAAGAACUACCAGUCUAUGUUUUCUUGUCAUGCUUUUUUUGCUCUUUCUACUGAUACUCCUGAAAGCGGUUGGAAAUGAGGCGGAGAACGAAAAGCAUGAAAUCCUUCAUCAAAGCGGGAACAGCCUUUACAGGGUCAGAGAAGAUGAAUCGGAUAUUAAUGACCUAAUUAAAAGGAACCUUUGGCAGUUUGGUAAAGUGAUCCGGUGCAUGACGGGACGGAGCCCUUGGGACUAUAAUAACUACGGAUGUUAUUGCGGAAUGGGAGGAAGAGGCAAAAUUGUGGACGGUGUUGAUAGAUGUUGCUAUGAGCAUGACCGUUGCUAUGGACGCGCUCCUGGUAGAUGUUGGCCUAAGUGGACCAUCUACGAGCGCGGGGGAUGGUGGUCUAGCUGUACAUUCCGAUGCAGUGACCCGAGAGAAAGUUGUAAGCGGCACGUUUGUGAGUGCGAUGUUGCUGCUGCUCAAUGUUUCCGCCGAAAUCGCUACAACGCGGCGCUCAAGGGUUACAAGCACCGAUACCAAUGUUAAAAUGUUGCAAAAAAGUGAAUAAAGUGUUUCCAUACUAA
Molecule: messenger RNA, 614 nt
Organism: Nematostella vectensis (starlet sea anemone)
Lineage: Eukaryota; Metazoa; Cnidaria; Anthozoa; Actiniaria; Edwardsiidae
Product: basic phospholipase A2
Exons: 5
Coding region: 76-576 (166 amino acids)
Biological process (GO): lipid catabolic process; arachidonate secretion; phospholipid metabolic process
Molecular function (GO): calcium ion binding; phospholipid binding
Source: RefSeq, a predicted model, not a curated record